AUGGAUGUCCAGAAGCGCUUCAACGACGGUCCGGAACUUCAGGACUCGCAGCAGUCCAUGGCCAACAGCACGACUAAGCAGGAUCAAGAAGGCACUGCCAAUGCUCGUUUCAACCUUGUCUAUUUGCGUCCUCAAUUUGUAAACGAGGGGAAGGAUACUGCAGCCUCCUCGCCCAUCUUUCCCCUAGGGCGUAAGCCGAGACGCCAUCUCCCUGCUUAUUAUUUUGGCAUUCUGAAGAUCCAUCUUUUGACGCAAACUGUGCCUCCCUUGGAUGCCAUCGACCGCAGCCAGCGCUUGUUUAAGCAGACCAUUUCUACCUACUUCAAGUGUGUCACGGUAGGACCCGAUUCCAACACGUCUAGGCGUGCAGGAAUACGGAGGGGCCCCAGUGGGGUCCCCUCUUCCAUCUCGCAUCGCCUUAUUGCGCUGCGAGUUGAUGCUGGUUCGCUCGCGUGCUCUUUCGCAGAAUUUCCUUUGAGUCGGGGAGCAGAUAGGCUACGCCCCAUCCAAUACUCUGUUCUUUUAUUGGCGAAGGGAAGACAUCCCUUCUCCGCCGAAUCAAUGGAAGGUCGCUCUCGUGGCAGUAGCCAGCAGUACCCAGGCUUAUUGGCCCAUCUCCCGUGUGGGCACUGUAUACGCCGAUCAUCAUUCUUGGAUUCUGCUAAGACAAUCAAUCAAGGCAUCACUACGGUGUUAUUACCCUGCUCGCUAAAAGCGUCAUGCCAGAUUCUCAUCACGCAGAUGGCGAGCACUUCGCGGGACUCUGUCUCCAGCCACCGUUCGCCACUACUCCGGAGAUCUUUCUCCGGCCUGGACGACUCUCUUGGCGUAGAGGAAUCGAGCAAUGAUCUUAUACACUCACAAUAUGAACUUUCGCUAUCAUCAUGGGACAGCAACUCUACGAUGUCCAGCCGACCUGGACUAGGUCGCACCUUGGAUCGACCUCUGCGCAAAGCAGGGGACGCCGUCGUCGCUAUGAUCAGUCGGAUGUGCGAAGAUAUGGGCAGAGGGCCGAACGCUCUAAUGGCUCGUAUGCUGACCUCCGGGGAAUGGGGCGCUCAUCGUUGUCAUAGCCUCUUUUGCCGCGUUUACCAGGAUUCCCUUGGCCCGGCUGUGUUGUGGUCUUGUCCAUCUAUCGAAAAGAUCCUCGACAUCCUGUUUUCUCCGUAUUGCCAGAAAUGUCGGGAGUGCUAUGCGCUGUCUCUCGUGCGAGACGAGAUUUUUACAGAAGGGUGCCGUAAACUCGUUCAAGGUAUCCGGGGAAGUAACCAGUCGAUUCAACGCCUAUGUGCACAUUACGUUUGUGCCCUCUCUCAUUUCCAUCCGUCAUUUCGGCAGCAGCUCCUGCGAUCUGGAGCUCAGGAAGCGCUGGAGGAACUAUGUACAGCUGCCAUACUAUGGCGAGAGGACCUUCUAGCACGCCCCGCCACCAACGCGCUUGAUAGCCUGAGUAAGACCUUGCUUUUACCUGUGAUCAAAGACUUCAGCGCGAGCAAACUUAGAGUCGAUGAAUAUUAUCCUUGUCCGCUUUCUGAGGGCGAUCUCUCAUCCAUGGAGCCUAAAACUUGGGAAUGCGUCACAGAACUAUUGUAUUACCUCUCUCUCACCCAAAUGAUUGCACCCCUGGCUAAAGCACUCGAUGCAGAGGUGGUGGAAUGGUUGUGGUCCGAACUGCUGUCGUCUCGUGAUCCCGUUGCACGGGGGGUUCUAGGACGGUUGAUUUGCAACUUGUAUGACUUCUUGUCAUAUGCUGCUUUCACAAAUAGAUGGGAUACGGAGAGCGGUGUCCAGGCUGGUGUAUGGCUUUGGACAAAUCUGUGGAUUCCCUUUUUCCGUCUUGCGUGGAACUACUCUGUCCCACUCGGCGCCUUCCCACAAGCAGAACGAUUUUGCCGUAGUGCACCUAAUACGAAACCUCAACUAUUACGCAAGGACCCCAUCGAAUGUCUUGGUCAAAAGAUAGCCUCGCCACUGUUCUUCGUAGCCGCCAUCCUCGAGAAAGAGCGACGUGUAUCCGGGAAUCUGAACCUGCAUGCCAUCGACCGAGCGGUGCCUAGAGGUGUCCUCCAGGAAACAAGCAAGCAGAUAGCGCAGAUAUUGUUGAGCUGCAAUAAUCCUGCGAACGACAUCGCGUUCCUGAAUCCAGUGUUGAAGUCCGCAGUGCCUUGGUACGAUACUGUCUGUAGAUUUGAGGUCCGAAGAGCCCUGAAGGGAUAUCUGUCGCACACCAACCCCUUACUGAGGCGAAAUGCGAAACUCGCGAGGGCCCUACUGAAUAUCGACGUCACAUGCUAUGAACUUCGCUGCAGUGGAAUCGUUGUGGGGGUCCUUGAAGGGGGACCGCCUCAUGGACUAUGCGUGUUGGACGAGCACGAGGGUCUGCCUUAUCGACCGGAUCAAAACUAUAGGGAUGAGUUCCCUGUAAGACGUCUGGUGGCCAGCAGUAUCUGGCGCGAUAUUCGUUGGGUACCGUGCGCGGAGAUCGACCUACGUUCAUCGUUCUACGAGCCGCUCACAAUUGUCUUCCAUGGCGAGGCAUAUCACAUCGUUUGUAAACGUGACACGUCCCUUCGCACCCCGCAUCUCGGCCUUCUUCCCUUGACGUCGCAGCCCGCAGCCAUCAGCCACGAUGCCGCCGAUGUGGGGAGUUUGCACAUUUUGUGCGCAGUAGUCACGGGGCCGCCAGGCUCUUGUCCGGUGUUCUGGCAGGUUGGUCCGGUUGAGCCUGUAAACCUUACCUUCCGGGGGGCAACUCCCGCAAAUCGCAAGGGGGAAAAUGCAUGCAGUAUGAAUGAAGCAGGGCAAAUUAUGUUAACAGUGACUAUCAGGGGUGAACUAGGGUUCUCGUUGUCCAAAGGAUAG
This is a messenger RNA of Gloeophyllum trabeum ATCC 11539, 2862 nucleotides long. RefSeq lists its product as uncharacterized. The coding region runs from base 1 to 2862 and encodes 953 amino acids. The transcript is spliced from 17 exons. NCBI's taxonomy places the organism in Eukaryota, Fungi, Basidiomycota, Agaricomycetes, Gloeophyllales, Gloeophyllaceae. The record is from RefSeq and is a predicted model, not a curated record.